Molecule: messenger RNA, 656 nt
Organism: Rhododendron vialii
Lineage: Eukaryota; Viridiplantae; Streptophyta; Magnoliopsida; Ericales; Ericaceae
Product: stem-specific protein TSJT1-like
Exons: 2
Coding region: 58-447 (129 amino acids)
Source: RefSeq, a predicted model, not a curated record
ACACUUCUAGUAGUAUUCAGUUUAAUCCCUUGCAAGUUUUUUCGCUUUGGCCGCAAAAUGUUGGCAGUGUUUGAGAAAUCAAUCGGAAACCCGCGGGAGGAGCUGAGGCUUCCUUUGAAGGGAAAGAUGCCGCUGCUGGGGGGUUCGAAAACCGGAGAGGAGAUUGUGGAGAUAUUCCGGUCUUGGCGGUUGGAUUCGACCUUGCAGAGCCUUCCAAAUGGGAGCUCCAACAUGGUUUUGUCACAUGAGGAUGAAUGUACUCUGCAUCCACGGUCUAUCGUCGUGGUGGACAAUGUGUCCUGUAUCUUUGUUGGACUCUUAGAGAACAUGUGCGAGUUGAGAAGACACUACGGCCUCUCAAGACGGGCUACAGAAGCAAUGGUAGUAGUCGAAGCUUACAAAGUCCUAAGAGAUCGGGCACCCUACCCUCCCGAUCAAGUGAUAUAAGACCUCCAAGGCAGAUUCGCCUUCGUUUUGUUCGAUUCUAGAGCCGUUACUCUUCUUCUAGCCAGGUUGAGUUCACACACUACUCCCAAGUACCUAAUUUGCACUCAAAGUUGGCUUUUUUUUGACAAGACAUAUAGCGAGUAUGCUUGGCUCUGUUAGUAAAAAUUGCAUUGCUUGAAGUUUUGGUCUUCGACGUUGUUGCCAAUUGU